UUUGUUUAUUUAUACGAUCCAUCUUCAUGAUUUUUCUUUAACCUAUCAGUGUUCACUUUUUAUGAUCAUCCAGCAGCUGCCUCUUGCUUCUCGAAAUCUCUCACUCUCCGGCCCCCUUCUUCUUUUGAAUUCUCCUUUCAAAUUCUUCGUUGUUCCACAAGUCUUCUGCAGCUGGGGUAGCAAGAACUUUAUAGACAUCAGUUAAAAUAUAUCAGAAUAUAUAAACAUGGGAGACUCUGCUUCAUACAUCCACUUGGUGCACCAUUUAAUCGAGGAGUGCAUCAUAUUCAACAUGAGCAAAGAGGAGUGCAUGGAAACCCUCUCUAAGCAUGCAAACAUAAAACCCAUCAUUACCUCCACAGUGUGGAAGGAGUUAGAGAAGGAGAACAGAGAGUUCUUUGAGGCCUACACAAAGAGCAGGGAAGCAGGAUCCUCUGAGAUGGUCACAAAGCAAAGAAUCCAGAAGAUGCUUUUUGAUCUUACCCAGAGCGGCGACAACUCCACCACCACCGACGACGACGGUGAUGAAUCUGAAUCUGAUGACUAGUAGUCCCCUUGAUUUUUUCUUUUUUAUGCAGAAAACGAUCGAUAAGAGAUGGCCUUUUUGGCUUUAAGUGGUAUAAAUCUGUAACAUCAGGGAAAAAGUCGCUAAAAACGAGAGGCAAAAUAACAAGUUGUCCAGGACAAUACAAAGGGCAAAUCCGGAUGGAGCAUACGACGUCGUCGUGUAGCAGUCAUCAAUAGUAGUUGGGAAUUGUGGUUUGUAAACCCUUGAGACUUGAGACUGCCUGGGUGGCUGGGGUUAGCUACGUGGCGCACACGUGGCAGAGCCCGAUGUGCCCCAUUUGCCUUCAUUGUGUAUGUGUCUCCCCAUGCAGAUACUGUACUGAUUUGUAAAUGUAAAAUUUUAGAGCUAUGAAUUCUGCAAAUUCCUUUUUCCUCUUUUUUUU
Molecule: messenger RNA, 950 nt
Organism: Malus domestica (apple)
Lineage: Eukaryota; Viridiplantae; Streptophyta; Magnoliopsida; Rosales; Rosaceae
Source: RefSeq, a predicted model, not a curated record